Molecule: messenger RNA, 3145 nt
Organism: Emys orbicularis (European pond turtle)
Lineage: Eukaryota; Metazoa; Chordata; Testudines; Emydidae
Gene: SDF4
Product: stromal cell derived factor 4
Exons: 8
Coding region: 178-1248 (356 amino acids)
Biological process (GO): calcium-ion regulated exocytosis
Cellular component (GO): endoplasmic reticulum
Molecular function (GO): calcium ion binding
Source: RefSeq, a predicted model, not a curated record
GGAGCGGAACCGAGGGGCCCGGCCGGGCUGGGCAUGAGGAGCCUGGCCGCAUCCCGCACAGUACCAGGCAUCUGCCACUGUUGGAAGACCGGACACUGGACCAUUGGCCCUUCUUAUGUCAUUUAAUCUCUUUCACCAUAAUUUAAUUUGUUAAUAUUUUGGACAAGAAGAACAACAAUGAUGUCAAAACAAGCCUUCCUCUGCAGUUUGGGCUCUCUCUAUUUGUCCCUCCUGUUUGUGUUUCUGCUGAUGGAUGUCUAUGCCAGGCCUGCAAACAAUUCUGCCUUAAAAGAGAAAGCGGUUGACAGCAAAGAUGAGAAUGAGAUCCUGCCGCCAGACCACCUGAAUGGGGUCAAAAUGGAGAUGGAUGGACAUCUUAACAAGGAGUUUCAUCAAGAGGUUUUUCUAGGAAAAGAGAUGGAAGAGUUUGAUGAAGAUUCUGAACCAAGAAGGAACAGAAGGAAGCUUAUGGCCAUAUUUUCAAAGGUAGAUAUUAAUAGGGACAAAAAAAUAAGCGCUAAAGAGAUGCAGCGUUGGAUCAUGGAGAAGACAGAAGAGCAUUUCCAGGAAGCUGUGGAAGAGAACAAAAUGCAUUUCCGAGCUGUGGACCCUGAUGGCGAUGGCCAUGUGUCUUGGGACGAGUAUAAAAUAAAGUUUUUGGCAAGCAAGGGCUUUAAUGAAAAAGAGAUUGCAGAGAAGAUCAAAAACAACGAAGAGCUAAAAAUUGAUGAAGAAACACAGGAAGUUUUAGAUAAUCUGAAAGACCGUUGGUACCAAGCUGACAAUCCACCUGCUGACCUGUUACUGAAUGAGGAAGAGUUCUUGUCUUUUCUUCAUCCGGAGCAUAGUAGGGGGAUGCUGAAGUUUAUGGUCAAAGAAAUCAUCCGUGAUCUAGAUCAAGAUGGAGAUAAGAAACUCACCCUUUCAGAGUUCAUUUCCUUGCCUGUUGGUACAGUAGAGAACCAGCAAGCUCAGGAUAUUGAUGACGAUUGGGUGAAAGAUAGAAAGAAGGAAUUUGAGGAAGUGAUUGAUGCCAACCACGAUGGCAUUGUCACCAUGGAAGAGCUGGAGGAAUACAUGGAUCCUAUGAAUGAGUACAAUGCCCUAAAUGAAGCCAAGCAGAUGAUAGCUGUGGCAGAUGAGAAUCAGAACCAUCACUUGGAGCUGGAGGAGAUCCUGAAAUACAGCGAAUACUUCACUGGCAGCAAGCUUAUGGACUAUGCACGUAAUGUUCACGAGGAGUUCUGAUCAUGCUCAUCUCUGCAGAGCUCUGAAGCACCUUCUUGCUUUCCAAAAACAAAAAGAAAGUUACCUUGCUGCUAUAUGUGUUGUGUGUGUAUGAUGUGUUGUCCUAGACUUAAAAAAAAACAAAACAAAAAAACCCGUCCAUAUAGAAGAACUGCAGUUCUCCUUUAACCUUCAGUAUAAAGAAGGAAAGGGCUGUAAGUAACAAGGCAGGAUCUGGACUAACCAGUUCAUACUACCUUGUGCAGUUAUUGUAGCUGAAAGUUCAGCUUCGGCCUUGUGAAGGCAUCUUUAAAUAUCCAACUUCUGUUGCCUACAAAGCUGCUGAUCUAUGAAAAUCAUCAUUAACAUUGGAGGAUCUUAGCUUUUUUUUUUUUUAAAGGAGAUCGUUUUGGAUAUUUCUUUUCUGACAGCGUUCUAGGAGAAUCCAGCAAGGGAUUAAUUGGCGUAUAAGGUGCGUUGGUUUUGCUCAGCACAGGAUCCUUUAUAUUUAGGGGUGUGGAUAUGUACUUUUCAGCUCAUGAACGUCAGCUGUAAAUUGCAUCAGAGGUGCACACUGUCUCAAUGCAGGUGGGCUGAUUAGGUUGUGUUUUCAGCUGCCAAAAUCAAGUGUAUAUUCACCUCACUCACUUCUAAUUGUACUAGAGUGGCCACUAGCAGGGUGAAGAAAAGAAAAAUGUGAACACUCUUACAAUAUUCACUAUAAGUGAAAGGCUCCAUCAGACGAACUAUGACUGCUGAGGAGCUUAUUUAUAUUCGCCGUUGCUUUUGGCUGGACAGGCCUGGUUUUCAUUGCAUUCCAUUAUACGAAUGAGAAGCCGGCUGCAUCUGAGUCUGUUAAAGUUUUUGAACAGAGUAAGUAUUUUCUUUUAGCACUCUGCUGACAGGAACAAUAUGGCUGGAAAGAACAGACAGCCAGGAGAAAGGAAAUGGCAGCCACAUUGCUUUAAAGGCUGUCCAGCCCGAUCUGUACUUUUUUUGGUUCAUCUUCCUCCUCUUCCUGCAUUUUUCACAAUACCUUUUAGUCUGGGUAUUGGGUGUCCAGUGUUGGAGACUAUUAUUAAAUAACUGCUUUUCCAACACUGCUUUCGCAAUCUGAAAAAUUACUUUCCAUUUUAAACAGGAGUGUUCGAAAUUUUACAAGUGAAAUCCUUUUUUUGAUUUAAAGCAGAAUGGAAACUGAUCUACAGUGUCACAGAAAUCCCGCCCUUGUGCUGUUCUGCAGCAGUGGGAAUGAGAAGCUCAUUUUAAUCACUUUCAUUUCAAAAGAGCUCACAUUUCUAAAUACAGAGAGAGGAAUGCCUUAACCUGUGAAUGUUCAGGGAGCUGCAGGGAGCAAAAAUGGAUUCAACUUUUAGAAUCAUGAAUUGUGUUGCAACUAAUUAGAAUUCACUCUGUCUCAAUCUGGUUAAAUUUGUUAAAACUAGAAAUUUGUAGAGCUGUUUGGUUAGGUCUCACAAGCUAAUCCCUACAAGUAGGAUUGGUUUCAACCUCCAUUGGUUUAAUUUAUGUCCCACUCUUCUCUAGCUGUACUGUGGUCUAGCAGAGGCAGUUCAGAACUUCUUAAGGUUCCUUGAGCUUUUUGGUUUAAUCUGUUUUGGCGGUAAUCUCUAUGGAGAAUCUUGCAACACAAGGGUCAUAUCCACUAAUGUUUAAAAUAAAAAAUGCUUCACUUUUUUCUAGCCUUACCCUUGCUGUAAAAAAAACAUCUUUUGGGGGCUUGCUUGAAAUUCCAAUUAAGGUGUGUUAUAUCUAAUCAAGUUUAUUCUCUUAAUAUAAUGUAAAUACAGGGAUUGCUGUUUGUUUUGAUUUAAAAUGUCCCCUUUUUUUGUUAAAUGGCUUGUAUCAAAGUCUUUUUAUAUACAUUUAUCUUUUUUGCAUUAAAUAUAUUUCUCUGUGC